This is a messenger RNA of Vitis riparia (riverbank grape), 1760 nucleotides long. Its product is annotated as cytochrome P450 89A2-like. Bases 1 to 1599 code for a protein of 532 amino acids. The record is from RefSeq and is a predicted model, not a curated record. Gene Ontology annotation, molecular function: oxidoreductase activity, acting on paired donors, with incorporation or reduction of molecular oxygen, NAD(P)H as one donor, and incorporation of one atom of oxygen; iron ion binding; heme binding. Lineage: Eukaryota; Viridiplantae; Streptophyta; Magnoliopsida; Vitales; Vitaceae. Gene Ontology annotation, cellular component: membrane. The transcript has a single exon.
AUGGAGAUAUGGGUCUUCCUCUUGAUAUGGGUCUUCCUCUUCAUCGUCUCCCUUUGUAUUGCUUCUCUCCUCAAAUCUCUCCAUGAUUUCUUCUUCCCAAAGAUCAAUCUCCCACCAGGACCCGCCGCCUUUCCUCUCAUCGGAAACCUCCUCUGGCUCGGCACAUCCUUCUCCGAACUCGAACCCAUCCUCCGAAAUUUACACGCCAAGUACGGCCCAAUCUUCACUGUCCGAAUCCGCUCUCGCCCGGCCAUCUUCAUCUCCUCCAACUCCCUCGCCCAUCAGGCCUUGGUGCAAAACGGAGCCGUUUUCUCCGACCGUCCUGCGGCUCUUCCGGCCAGUAGAGUCAUGAGCAGUAACCAGCGAAACAUCAAUUCCUGUCCCUAUGGCCCGACCUGGCGUCUCCUACGCCGCAACCUCACGGCCGAGAUUCUCCACCCUUCCCGGGUGAGAAGCUACUCCAACGCACGGAAGUGGGUGCUGGAUAUUCUGGUCUCUCGGCUUAGAAGCCACUCCGACGGAUUUGCCCCCGUCCGAGUAAUGGAUCACUUUCAAUAUGCCAUGUUUUGCCUACUGGUGCUCAUGUGUUUCGGGGACAAGCUCGACGAGAAGCAAAUUCAGGAGAUUGAGAUGAUUCAUCGAAGGUUGUUGUUGGGGUUCCGUCGAUUCAAUAGGCUCGAUUUGUUGCCGAGGAUGGGUAAGGUAUUAUUUCGAAAAAGGUGGGAGGAGUUGCUCAAUUUGCGCAAGGAUCAAGAUGCGAUUCUGCUGCCGCACAUAAGAGCCAGACAGUGGUUAAAGCAGGAAACGCAAAGCAAACGAGAAGAAGACAAUGGCAACCCGGUUUCAUCUUCAUCCUCAAAGGACUAUGUCUUGUCGUACGUCGAUACUUUGCUGGAUCUGCAGUUGCCGGAAGAGAAGAGGAAGCUUAAUGAAGGAGAGAUGGUGACGCUGUGCUCGGAGUUUCUCAGUGCCGGAACUGACACUACCUCCACUGCACUGCAGUGGAUCAUGGCGAACCUGGUGAAGUCCCCCCAUAUUCAGGCCAGGCUUUUCGAGGAGAUUAGUGGGGUUCUGGGCGAAGAAGAGGAGGAGGUGAAGGAGGAGGAUUUGCUGAAGAUGCCAUACUUGAAGGCAGUGGUAUUGGAAGGUUUGAGGCGGCAUCCUCCGGGACACUUUGUGUUGCCUCAUUCAGUGAGCCAAGAUGUAAGCUUUGAAGGGUAUGACAUACCCAAGAACGCAACUGUGAAUUUCAUGAUACCAGAGAUGAAUUGGAACCCAACGAUUUGGGAAAACCCAAUGGAGUUCAAGCCAGAGAGGUUCUUGAACAACAAUGGAGAUGGAGACCGUGGAGUUGAAGGGGAAGCAUUUGACAUAACUGGGAGCAGAGAGAUAAAGAUGAUGCCAUUUGGUGCAGGGAGGAGGAUAUGUCCCGGGUAUGGGUUGGCAAUGCUGCUUUUGGAGUAUUUUGUGGGGAAUUUGGUGUGGAAUUUUGAAUGGAAGGCAGUGGAGGGAGAUGAAGUUGAUCUAUCUGAGAAGCUGGAGUUCACAGUAGUAAUGAAGAAUCCAUUGCAGGCUCGCUUAUCUCCAAGGUUGAAAUAGGGUAAAAAUCGAAAAUAAAUAAAUAAAGAAGUAGGUCUUUAGAAGAUCCUCACUGCACCACUAUUACUUCAUUAUCACCAUAAUUCAUAUGGUAUUUCAGUAUAAUGUAUGGAUUUGAAUUACAUGUACUAUAAGUCUAUAACAUAUAUAUGCAGAAUAUU